Messenger RNA from Metopolophium dirhodum (rose-grain aphid), 1499 nucleotides. RefSeq names its product zinc finger protein 415-like. The record is from RefSeq and is a predicted model, not a curated record. The transcript has 4 exons. Gene Ontology annotation, molecular function: RNA polymerase II cis-regulatory region sequence-specific DNA binding; DNA-binding transcription factor activity, RNA polymerase II-specific. NCBI's taxonomy places the organism in Eukaryota, Metazoa, Arthropoda, Insecta, Hemiptera, Aphididae. Gene Ontology annotation, biological process: central nervous system development; regulation of transcription by RNA polymerase II. Gene Ontology annotation, cellular component: nucleus. Bases 130 to 1419 code for a protein of 429 amino acids.
UCGGUAUUCGUUGAUUUGAGGUUUUUUCUCCAGAAGACAUUUUAUUGUUGACGAAGAUUGUAAAGAUACAUCUGUAGUCAGUUUCACUAUUAGCUAUUUAAUUGAAAAACAAACAAUAGAGGACGUAAUAUGGAACCAUUAGGAAUAACUACUGAUGAUUGCGGGAUAAAUUCCAAGUAUAAUGAUAAAAUACACAAAUUGUCUUCAAUCCCACUCAAUAGACAUGACGAUCAAGUAUGUAACGGAAUUAUUAAACAGGAAAAUAUUGAUGAACAAGACGUAUUUAAUGGAAUCAUCAAAGAGGAAAUUAUUGAAGAAAUAGACCAUGACAAUGAUAGUCGAUCAUUUCAAAAAGGAACUAAAACUGAAAAGAAUAUUAACACAAUUGAUACCGAAAUAAAAACUGAAGUAAAUUGUAUUGACUGUUUUGAAUUUGAAGGAACAGUUUUAAGCGAAAGCAAUUCUGCAGAUUGCAUUACUUGUAUAAAUUUGGACUUGACAUCAAACUGCGUAAGGAAAAAUCCAUUGGAUAAUACAGCGUCCAAAUUAACAAAGAGUACAAGGACAUACACAGGUGAAAAAUCGUAUAAAUGUGAUAACUGUGAUCAAGUGUUUUCCCAUAAAUCAAGUUUAAUAAUCCAUGCAAGGAAACAUACCGGUGAAAAGCCGUAUAAAUGUGAUGAAUGUGAUCGAGCUUUUCCCCUGAAAUCAAGUUUAAUAAGGCAUACAAGGACACACACCGGCGAAAAGCCGUAUAAAUGUGAUAUAUGUGAUCAAGCGUUUUCCCAGAAAUCAAAUUUAACAAUGCAUACAAGGACACACACCAGCGAAAAGCCAUAUAAAUCUGAUAACUGUGAUCAAGUGUUUUCCGAUAAAUCAAGUUUAAUAAUCCAUGCAAGGAAACAUACCGGUGAAAAGCCGCAUAAAUGUGAUGAAUGUGAUCGAGCUUUUCCCGUGAAAUCAAGUUUAAUAAGGCAUACAAGGACACACACCGGCGAAAAGCCGUAUAAAUGUGAUAACUGUGAUCAAGCGUUUUCCCAGAAAUCAAGUUUAAUAAAUCAUUUCAUGACACAUACGGGCGAAAAGCCGUAUAAAUGUGAUAACUGUGAUAAUGCGUUUUCUCAGAAAUCAAGUUUAACAAAGCAUACAAGGACACAUACCGGCGAAAAGCCGUAUAAAUGUGAUAACUGUGAUCAAGCGUUUUCCCAUAAAUCAAGUUUAACAAAGCAUACAAGGACACAUACCGGCGAAAAGCCGUAUAAAUGUGGUAACUGUGAUAAAGCGUUUUCUCGAAAAUCAAGUUUAAUAAAUCAUUUCAGGACACAUACGGGCGAAAAGCCGUAUAAAUGUGAUGAAUGUGAUCGAGCUUUUUCUCUUAAAAACAAUUUAAAACGGCAUACAAUGAGACAUAACAGAUAAAUACCGUAUAAACGUGAUAUCUGUUACCAAUGGUUUCCUCUUCGAACACAUUUAUAUCAAUCAAGACAUAUAAAAAUAAU